UAUCAUUUAAUCUCAUUAUAAAUUAUUAGCAGAAUAUUAUUAUUUUGGUUAUACUUGUUGGUGGUGUUGGCGUGAGUGUGGUGGUACUUAAACAUGGACAGGUUUAUGAAAAGAACAGCAAGCGAACAGCCAAAGCCUGAUGAGGAUCAAAAGGAGAGGAGGCGUGAUGUUUCUAUAGCUUGGGAUUAUUCUAAAAGAAACAGCGAAAAAACCCAUGGGAUAUGCAAUUACUGUGGUAAGCCAAUACAGACGUGCGGAAACACAACAAAUCUAAUGGACCACGUUUAUGCUGAUCGGCUCAAAGAUGGGGGAACUGCACAGAAACCAAACAUGUUAGAAAAGUUUGUUGGAAAAUCGGUUUCCUUUUAUGAAAAUGACUCGAAACGAAAACGUCUCCUAGACAGUAAGGUCAUGAACAUGAUUGCUGUCGAUGUUCAACCUUUUUCUCGUGUUGAGGACGACGGAUUUAAAGAGCUCAUGAAAGAAAUGGAUCCCCGCUACAGGUUACAGUGCUUCCAUCUCAAUAUGAGUCUCUUAACAGUAAACUCCAGUCUGCACUUAACGAUAUUGAUUUUGCCGCCAUAACGACUGACUUGUGGACAUCCAAAAGCAAACGAAGGUUACAUUACAGUUACGUGCCAUUUUGUUUUAAAUAGUUCUACGUUUGUUGGACAAACGAAUUUAUUACAUUAGCUUUGGUAUCUUCUCGUGGUGCUCAUUGCCGUUUUCAGCAGCAGAAGUGGAUAUUUUAAAUGAUAAAUCCGAGUUGCUAUCCACCUUCGAAGAGGCGACGCUUUCUGUGUCUACAAACACAAAAGUAUCAGCGUCCAUAAUUAUCGCUGUCAUAUGAGAACUGAAUCAUAAAAUAAACAAUAUUAAAGUCAACAAAAAAAAAGGCAAAAACAUAUUGACGACCAUCAAGUCACCAUCAGAACCAGCCGGAAAAAUGUGACCCUCUUGCGUACUGGCAGAUUACUACAGAUGGCGACGCGUUUAAAACGUAAG
This is a messenger RNA of Bactrocera latifrons, 1005 nucleotides long. RefSeq lists its product as uncharacterized. The record is from RefSeq and is a predicted model, not a curated record. NCBI's taxonomy places the organism in Eukaryota, Metazoa, Arthropoda, Insecta, Diptera, Tephritidae. Bases 94 to 585 code for a protein of 163 amino acids. The transcript has 3 exons. Gene Ontology annotation, molecular function: DNA binding.